UGAUGUAGUGUGGGCUGCGUAGUUCCCACUUCCCACCAAGUACCAACUGUGUUGUGUCUGUCGAACAGCGAUGAUCGUUUAUGAAUAACAGAAUCUGUUGCUGCAAUGGCAUCAUCCUCUUCACACACAUGGAUUCCUCUCUCUUAUUGUUCUCGCCCUAACACGAACGUCAACAUUCCCAGCCCAAUCCUUACCUUCCCAAACAUCAUCAGCAGAAGAAUAAGCGCUUCCAUCAACGCCGAAACCCUCAAUUUCUCCGACUCCUUCGAACCCGCCGGAUUCGGGCCAGACUCCGACCCGAAUCCGCCCCCCGAUGACCCUCCGUGCCCGCCCGGUCUCCGACAGUACGAAACGAUGGCCGUUUUGAGACCCGACAUGACCGAGGACGAGCGACUUGUACUCACUCACAAGUACGAGGAGCUACUUGUUGCAGGAGGCGGCAUGUAUAUAGAUGUUUUUAACAGAGGAGUUAUUCCACUAGCAUAUAGCAUCAGGAGGAAAAACAAGGCAGGAGAGACCAACACUUACGUUGAUGGUAUCUACCUCCUCUUCACGUACUGCACCAAGCCUGAGUCCAUAAACAUUCUUGAGGAGACACUCAAAGCUGAUGAUAAUAUUAUUCGCACAAUGACUUCCAAAAUUAGGAAAAGAAAAUAUUAGUUGUUUUCAGCUCUUUACUAGUUUUGAGUAAAUGAUGGUUGCAGAAAAAAAAAAAAAAACUGUAUUUACUAUGUGGUGUCCUUUUUUUUAUAUUUUUUUUAUCAGUUAUUGUUCCCUUUUUGUUUGAAUUUAGGUGUUUUUGUAGCAGUGGAUAAUUACAAGAGAGGUAAUUCCAUUUACAGCAAGCAGAGUUACCUAUAGGCCUGUAAAUCUGAUAAUAUUUUAACUUAUUAUUAUAUGGCCAUUUUGGCUUCCAAAACACUUUGUUAGAUUGAAUUAAUGGCAAGCAUGCACUUUACUA
Messenger RNA from Cajanus cajan (pigeon pea), 961 nucleotides. The record is from RefSeq and is a predicted model, not a curated record. Lineage: Eukaryota; Viridiplantae; Streptophyta; Magnoliopsida; Fabales; Fabaceae.